Molecule: messenger RNA, 3303 nt
Organism: Electrophorus electricus (electric eel)
Lineage: Eukaryota; Metazoa; Chordata; Actinopteri; Gymnotiformes; Gymnotidae
Gene: jph3b
Product: junctophilin 3b
Biological process (GO): regulation of synaptic plasticity
Cellular component (GO): endoplasmic reticulum membrane; junctional membrane complex; plasma membrane
Source: RefSeq, a predicted model, not a curated record
CGUUUCUAGGCGGAGCCUGGUACUGUGAGGAUCAGGCCGUGAUCUCCUGGGGGAGGGGGUCGUCGUCACGGCGCUGGUGGUGACCAGGAGUGGUGCAUGGCAGGAGCAAGCAUUCUCCUGUCUCUGAAACGCGGCCACAGGAAAGUGGAUCGGGAAUAAUGCAGCAUUCCAUGAGGACCAUGGUGUGAGAGGGUGUGCAUCGCCUCCGCUCGGAGUGACAGGAGCCAUCAGACUUUCUCUUUCUCUUUUAGCAUCUUUUUCACCCGUCGCUGUGUUCAACAGUUGAAACAGAGCGUUCCCUCCUCUGCCACCCCAGGCCACACCCCUCUGCCAGACCACACCCCAGGCCACACCCCUCCCCUCCCCUACCCAUUUCUUUGGUUCCUUCUCCUCUUUUCUGUUCCUCUUCUUUUCUUUUUGAAAUUUGGGGGUUUUGCCAAAACCUGUUUCAUGCAUGUCCACUGGGGGCAGGUUCAACUUUGACGAUGGGGGCUCGUACUGUGGCGGGUGGGAGGAAGGGAAGGCCCACGGUCACGGCAUCUGCACGGGCCCCAAGGGCCAGGGCGAGUAUGGUGGAUCCUGGAGGCAGGGCUUCGAGGUGCUGGGCGUCUACACCUGGCCCAGUGGGAACACGUACCAGGGCACCUGGGCACAAGGCAAGCGCCACGGUCUGGGCGUGGAGACCAAGGGCAAGUGGGCAUACAGGGGUGAGUGGACGCACGGAUUUAAGGGCAGAUAUGGAAUUCGGGAGAGUACCGGGACCAGCGGCAAGUACCAGGGAACUUGGACUAAUGGGUUACAGGACGGCUACGGCACGGAGACAUACUCAGACGGAGGUACGUACCAGGGCCAGUGGCUGGGCGGAAUGCGUCAUGGCUACGGUGUGCGGCAGAGUGUCCCGUACGGCAUGGCGGCCGUCAUCCGCUCACCACUGCGCACAUCCAUAAACUCGUUGCGCUCGGAGCAGAGUAAUGGCACGGCCCUGCUGGCGGGUGAGCGUGCAGGCGUGGCAGGCGGCCCAGCCGUGCUGCGCGGGGGCUUCGUGCUGACCGCCCACAGCGAAGUGGAGCUGAUGAAGGCGAGGAAAAAGGGCAUGUUCCGUCGCACUCUGCUCAGCAGCCUGAAGCUCCGCCGUUCCGAGUCCAAGAGCUCGCUGGCCAGCCAGCGCAGCAAGCAGAGCUCCUUCCGCAGCGAGGCCGGCAUGAGCACGGUCAGCUCUGCCGCCUCCGACGUCAACUCCACUGUCAGCCUGGGCGAGGGCGAGGGCGAGCUGGCCGCUGCAGAUGACGACGUGGACGCCACCGCCACCGAGAGCUAUGGCGGAGAAUGGAAGAACGACAAGCGUACCGGCUGCGGUGUGAGCCGGCGUUCCGACGGGCUCUGCUACCAGGGUGAGUGGGCCGGGAACAAACGCCAUGGAUACGGCUGCACCACCUUCCCCGACGGCACCAAGGAGGAGGGCAAGUACAAACAGAACGUGCUGGUCAGCGGAAAACGCAAGAACCUCAUCCCACUGCGUGCAAGUAAGAUCCGAGAGAAGGUGGACCGGGCGGUGGAGGGCGCGGGAAAGGCAGCAGACAUCGCCAAGCAGAAGGCAGAGAUAGCCAUGUCCAGGACGGCGCAUGCCCAGGGGAAGGCGGACGCAGCCGUCACGGCGGCUCAGAAGGCCCAGGAAGAGUGCAGGCUAGCCAGGUUGACAGCCAAGGAGUUCUCCCCAUCCUUCCAGCACCGAGGGAAUGGACUGGACUGGCAGAGGCCCAAACAGCAGCACUCCAGCGAGAACGACGCUGAGAUGGUGUCCAGCGGCACGGCUGACAGCACUGAGCUCUACAUGAAGGGCUCCACGCCACCAGACCUCACGCCCGAUGUGAGCCCAUCCACCAGCCGCCCGUCCACGCCACCAAGAAGCCCCACCUCCAAACCGCCACACCGGCCCAAAAACGCCCGCUUCUUGCGGCAGAGCGCCGUGGACGACGAGCGGGGUGGAGCCUCUGUGAUCCAGGUGCUGCUGGAGGGGCGUGGUGAGGGACGGGCAGGUGGAGUGGGUGGAGGGGGGUACCUGAGGGCAAACACCUGGAACGAGAACACACGCCCCUCACAGCGAGGCAGCAGUCGCUCCAGCACCCCUUCUGUCCAGGACGAGGCUCGAGGUGGGCCAGCCCGCACCAACGGUCACAAGCACUGCUCGUCCAAUCACAAGCCCCGGGAGCAUGGCUCCUCCAAUCACAAGACUUCGCGGGAGAGGUGGGUAGACUGCCAAUCCACAGCCUGGACUUCGCAGCGUGUCCAUGGCGGCAGUUUGCCCCACCCACGCCUGCUAGAGCAGGAUGAGGAGAAACUCAGUAACUACGAGAUGGAGAUGAGGCCACUGCAGCCUAUGGACUCCAACUCCCAGAAGCCUUAUGGACAAGGGGAGGACCAGCACAGGCAUGCAGAGCCCCGUUCACACACACUGCAGAGACGGAGCAAAACCCGAGACCAGGAGAGGGACCGGGAGAGGGAUCGAGUGAGGGAGAAGGAGAAAGAGAAGGAGAGAGAGAGGGAACCCCAGGACACAUCACGGCCCCCAGGGGCCCGGGACAGCCGGGAGAGGCCCAGUCUGGACAGCCUCAGCGUAGGGGGAAAGUUAGAGGCUCGUCCCCUGCGCAGGGACCUCACUCUCUCACCCCCCCAGAAAUCCUCACCCAUUGCACUAGAGCACGACAGUGAGAAUCAGACACUCAAAGCGAACUCGGGCUCCAGCUCGGUUCUGGUUGUCAUGGUGAUUUUGCUCAACAUUGGAGUCGCCAUUUUGUUUAUUCACUUUUUUAUUUAAGAUGUUAUUCCUGCUAGUUCAUCUUAUGUAUCAGUGCUAUUGUAUAAAUCAGUUGGGAGUGAUAUCUGGGCCCUGGGAUUACACAACAAGUCAAAGGAUAACAGAAGGCUCCGGAAGUGAAUUUCCAAACAGCUAAACUUGGUCUCAGAAGUUCUCUCUGUAACAUCUCUGCUUCCCUUAAGAGCUUUUCUUCUUAUUUGAACCUGUCAAAUACUGAGCUGAAAACAUCCUUUCCAACUUAUAGCUUCAACUGAAUUAUUAUUAUUCAUGUAUUUCUGAUAUACCUUCUAGUCACUUAUUUGCCCUUUUGUUGUUCUUGACCAUCUGUUUGUAUUCUUGCCUGGGCAUUGAACUCAUGAAUGGUGUUAAUGAGAGAGGGUGUGUGAAGGCAAUGUAUGUGAAGACAUCAUGCCAAAAGGAUAAUAAAUGCCCCCUACACACACACACACACACACACACACACACACACACACACACACACACACACA